GGUUCCUUCAACUUGCGCAAUAAUUAACACUCAAUUGAAAGUGACACAAAAAUAAUUAUCUAUCAAAUUCAGAUCAUGCCCAUGUUCAGGUUUUUGAGUUUUCUUGUGUUCUUCCUCUAUCUCUCAAACUUCAUCACUACAGAAGCGGCUAAUAAUGGUUCAAAUGGAAAUAUCACAAUCAAGUGGGAUGUUUUAAGCUGGACUCCUGAUGGCUAUGUUGGUGUCGUUACAAUCUACAACUUCCAAACGAAUCGUAGCAUUCGAGCACCAGGAUGGAGAUUAGGGUGGACGUGGGCAAAACAGGAGAUAAUAUGGGCUAUGACAGGAGGUCGAGCAACAUACCAAGGUGAUUGCUCACAUUUUAAAGGAAACAUCCCACAUAGUUGUGUAAAGAGCCCCACUAUAGUAGACUUGAUGCCUGGAACUCCUUACAACCAACAAAUUGAAGAUUGUUGUCGAGGAGGGGUGCUCUCUCCAUGGUCCGGACAUGAUCAAGCUCGUUCGAAGAGUGCUUUCCAAAUCUCAGUGGGACAAGAAGGCACUUCCGAUCAAACUGUCAAAUUGCCCAAAAAUUUCACAUUCAAGGCACCAGGAGAUGGUUAUAGCUGCGGACCUGCUAAGAUAGUUAAGCCUACUCGGUUUAUUACGGCGGAUAAGAGGAGAGUUACUCGAGCUAUAAUGACUUGGAAUGUUACGUGCGUAUAUUCUGGUGCCCGGAAAUCUCCUGCACAAGUCGGGUUUUAGAGAAGAUCAAGCACGACAACUAGCCCUGCUCCCUGGCCUCGUGGAUGGAUCGGAGUACAUACUCUCCCUAAUCAUAUCAGAUUGCCACUAAGUUCAAAUUAUUUUUUUUGUUUUUUCCAUUUUGAAAAAUGUAAUCAAAGAUGUUAUUCGUGCCAGAUGUUGUGUAUCUUAAAUUCUUAAUGCUAAUAUAAGCUUGUAAUAAUUGUGAUGUGUGAUGCUCCAUUUCCUUUUAUCUUAUAAAUUAAAGUUCACAGUUGGAUGGUAUGGCUUUUAAUUUUAAUAAAGCUCCAUACCCUUUUUGAAAUGUCAUAGUCUAGUUUGGCUAAAGUUGUAUGUUACUCUGUAUUCAAGAUAUCCUG
Molecule: messenger RNA, 1103 nt
Organism: Chenopodium quinoa (quinoa)
Lineage: Eukaryota; Viridiplantae; Streptophyta; Magnoliopsida; Caryophyllales; Amaranthaceae
Product: COBRA-like protein 2
Exons: 4
Coding region: 76-744 (222 amino acids)
Biological process (GO): plant-type cell wall cellulose biosynthetic process; cellulose microfibril organization
Cellular component (GO): plasma membrane
Source: RefSeq, a predicted model, not a curated record